Myotis lucifugus (little brown bat) is the source of this 4030-nucleotide messenger RNA. It is a transcript of the gene KLF6, whose product is annotated as Kruppel like factor 6. Bases 241 to 1095 code for a protein of 284 amino acids. Gene Ontology annotation, molecular function: RNA polymerase II cis-regulatory region sequence-specific DNA binding; DNA-binding transcription factor activity, RNA polymerase II-specific. The record is from RefSeq and is a predicted model, not a curated record. The transcript has 4 exons. Lineage: Eukaryota; Metazoa; Chordata; Mammalia; Chiroptera; Vespertilionidae. Gene Ontology annotation, biological process: regulation of transcription by RNA polymerase II.
UUGAAUAGGGAAGUUUUGCAGGGGUUACGUUUGCAGUCAGUCCGGUGUUUGCAAAUAUUGUGUGGGCUCGCGAGCGCGUCUCUGGACUCCGGCAGGAUCUGAACCCGCGGCGCCUCACUGCUGGGCACUGAGUUUGCAUGAAACUUUCCCUGCGCUGCAGGCACGGCCGCUGCGCUCCCGACUCCAGACCGCACACCUCCGUGUUGGUUCAACAGCGGGGACUGUCUUUUCCAAACCGACAUGGAUGUACUCCCAAUGUGCAGCAUCUUCCAGGAACUCCAGAUUGUGCAUGAGACCGGGUACUUCUCGGCGCUGCCCUCCCUGGAGGAAUAUUGGCAACAGACCUGCCUGGAGUUGGAACGCUAUCUCCAGAGUGAACCCUGCUAUGUGUCAGCCUCUGAAAUCAAGUUCGACAGCCAGGAAGAUCUGUGGACCAAAAUUAUUCUGGCUCGGGAGAAAAAGGAAGACCCGGAAGUGAAGGUUUCCUCCAGUCCCCCUGAGGAUGCUCUCAGCAGCCCCAGCUUUGGCUACAACCUGGAGACCAACAGCUUGAACUCGGAUGUGAGCAGCGAGUCAUCGGACAGUUCCGAGGAACUCUCACCCACUUCCAAGUUUACCUCCGACCCCAUUGGCGAAGUGCUGGUCAACUCGGGGAACCUGAGCUCCUCAGUCACCUCCACACCCCCUUCUUCCCCAGAACUGAGCAGAGACCCUUCCCACCUGUGGGGCUGUGCACCCGGUGAGCCGCACCCUCCAGGGAAGAUACGCGGUGGGACUUCCGGGAAGCCGGGUGACAAGGGCAGCAGCGGGGACGCCUCCCCAGACGGCCGGAGGAGGGUGCACCGAUGCCACUUUAAUGGCUGCCGAAAAGUUUACACCAAAAGCUCCCACUUGAAAGCACAUCAGCGCACUCACACAGGAGAAAAGCCUUACAGAUGCUCAUGGGAAGGGUGUGAGUGGCGUUUUGCAAGAAGCGAUGAGUUAACCAGACACUUCAGAAAGCACACUGGUGCCAAGCCUUUUAAAUGUUCUCACUGUGACAGGUGUUUCUCCAGGUCCGACCACCUGGCCCUGCACAUGAAGAGGCACCUCUGAGGGAGCAGAGUGUGAAUUCUGCGGCUAAAACGGCUUCCAGGCUGAGAGACGGCCAUGGAAGGAGGGUGCGUGUUCCAGCCAAAGCAUGCCAUUUUGCACCCCACCCAGUUGCCUCCAGGACCUCUCCUUGGAAGGUCUUUCGAAGGCGAAAGAAGUCAUGUCAGAAGCGGCAGAGCGCCUGUGGUGUGUGGUGUUUGGGUGGCCUGGACUCGCCACUGGUACCUAUCUUCUGAGUGGUCCCUAAGCCUUUGCCGUGAGCAUGUGCACUGAGAAUGUUAAUGGUUGGGUUGAUUGUAUGUGGAGGAUCUAUUAGGACUGUGUGAUGAGGCAGAGUCUUUCCUGUGCAGUAGCAAGACUGCAAGAGACAGAAAAAAAAUCGUUUGAAUGUUUUGUGUGUGACAGGUAAACCAUGAGAUGAGAUGACCACCAAUCAUUUCUUUGGGGGGUGGGAGGGUGUCUGCGCCUUAGGAAAAAAAAAAAAGAAAAAAAAGAAGGGAAAACAUGGAGGGCGGAGUGUGAGUGGUCAGAACCCUGUGUGGCGAGUGGAUGUGGGAGGGGGAGCCCUCCUGUGUGAGAGGAACAUUGGCGUCUGGUGCAGCUACGAAUCGAAUCGUGCAAUGUGUCAAGUAGCUUGUUCUACUGGCUACAACAGCUCAUUUGUUACCCUUUGUAUAAGCUGUGUAUUUACAAAUAUAACACAAUGGUAACCUUUCCUUAUAAGACAAAAGUAAUGCAUGGUCUAGGGAACUUUCUGCUUUUCCAUUUUUAAAUCAGAACUACAAUUUUGAUUCCAGUUACUGAGCAGCUAAGAUACAAUUUGUUGAAAUCAGUGAUCCCUAGCCAUUUGGGCCUGGCAAUACACAAUUUCUCUCCCCUUCGAUUUUGUAACACUCCCCUUCCAGAAAGGUGGUGUGCAACAUAGGAUUGUUUUUUAAAUGAUUCUGAAUUUGAUGACCUUUUUGGAAAUUUAAUGAUGCCCUUCAAGACAUUGGACACCUACUGGGUGUCAAGAAUGCGAGGGCUGGGAACUCCUGGUCUAAUGUUACAUUAGACUAAGAACCUAAAAUUUUCUCAGUUGGGUGGAUAAAACCACUAAAGCUUAGAAAGUGUUUUCUCAUGCAGCUAUGUUUCUCUUAUUUAUGCCUUGAGGACUAAUUUCUGGUUUUCUAGCUGUUAAUGCACUGUAGAUCUUAAUAAUGGUGCCUUAUGCAAGUGGCCCCUUAUGUGGGGGUCUCAUACAGGGGUAUGGGUGAUGCAUGCUUUAUUAAGGCUCUUUUUUCACCUGGCAUUGUACUGUAUCAAUGUAAAAUACAGAAAAAAUCUCUUUAAAGUCCUCCUUCACAAAGACAAAUAGAGAGAUGAAAACCCCCCAAACAAGUCAGUAUUUACUCAAUAUUUUGCAUAACUUGACCAUCAGUGUUAAAAUGGAAAACACAUGAUAAUUGAAAAACCUGACCAUUUCUGCCACCAUGAGACUUUUCAUAUAGACUUUGCACAACAAUUGUAUAGUUCACACACCGGCUGUAUUUAAUAUGUAAUGUUUUCACGCAUAUUAAAGAUACAGAAGUAUAAAAAAAACAAUGUUAAUGUAUUUGCUUAAAAGGCACAAGUUUCACAUACCUAUCUAGCUAUUUGUUGGUAAUACAGAAAGUAUAUUAAUUUUUUAAAAGUGGGCAGAAUUCUUGUGUAUGUAUAUUUGUGUGUAUAGUAUGUAUAUGUUUGUGUGUGUAUAUAUAUAUACAUAUAUAUAAUAUAUAAAUAUUUUUUUAAGGAGAAAUUAGAUGUUUAGCUAGAAAAUUUCACAGCCUGUGAAGAAAUAUUUCAAAAUGGCCAUAAAGGAGGUAAAAAUGAAAACUAUAACUUUUAUAAAGGCUUUAUCUUUAAUUUAAUUAUUUGCUGUAGACUCUUGGCAAGGACUCUGUUCCAGACUGCUGACUCUGCUCAUCUUACUGCCAGGUCUGGAACAGGGUACUGUUGGCCACUCAAAAUUGGCAUGAACGGAAUACUAGCCCACAAGUUGGUCUCAGACACACUAUGGUUUUGAUUUUUAAUUUCAGCCUUAUUAGAAGAUCUAAGAGUCAGCUAAUUACAGGGAUUUUUUUAGAACACUUUUUAUGCAGAUGAAGUUGGUUUUUUGUUGUUGUUUUUUUUUAGUACAUAGAUUCUUCCCAUUUUUCCAAUGAAUAAUUUCCCUGAAUUGGCACACCACAGUGUGGACAGCUGAUAUUUCAUCCAGCUGCUGGCUUGUGGGUGUGGAUUUUUUUAUAUAUAUAUACAUAUAUAUAUACACAUGUGAGUCUGGCUGGGCUGGUAUUUUGUUUGAUCUUCCUGGAAAUGAGCAAUGAUGAAAGCUCGAAUAACUGGUUUUUUUAUCUGGGCUGAUGAAUACACUUACCUAAAGAACUCAUUUCAUUUUGCUAAGGGGGAAAAUGCACUUUUGGCAAUUCAAAAUCCAGGCACUUGAUUUGCUGGAUUUUGGAAAACUCCUUUUUUGGCCCUGCUGUGCGCCUAGCCAUAACAAUUCCAUUAAGUAAGAAGGUAAACAAAAGACAAAAAGGAAAAAAAAAAACACGCAACUUGCACUGGCUUGUCUCACUUAUGAAACACCAUGGAGUUGUUUGAUUGGGUGGGGCUGGGUGCCGUGUAUAUCAAUGCCUGUAAUUUUCAUAAUAAGCAAGUACAUAAAGAAUUAUAUUCUGUUCAGGUGAUAACUGAGCCUCAAUCAAGCAGAAACUUUUUGCUUGACAUUAAAAAAAAAUUUCUAUUAGUGAAAUUUCUUUUUUUUUGAAGCACCCUGUUAUCUAAAGAAUCUUUGUAAGAUUUUUGUAAAAUUUUGUUUUACAAGAUUUUAUUUGAAAUUGUUUUUUGCAAGAUUGUUAUAUUUCUGUAUGAAUGUAUUUUUUAUUGGAAUAACAUAAAAGAAUUCUUAUCAGGA